Messenger RNA from Trichoderma aggressivum f. europaeum, 1152 nucleotides. RefSeq lists its product as uncharacterized. Gene Ontology annotation, molecular function: intramolecular lyase activity. Lineage: Eukaryota; Fungi; Ascomycota; Sordariomycetes; Hypocreales; Hypocreaceae. The record is from RefSeq and is a predicted model, not a curated record. The coding region runs from base 1 to 1152 and encodes 383 amino acids. The transcript has a single exon.
AUGCUCCGUCCAACGACCCUCCGGCCGGUGCUCCGGUCUUCGCCCCGAUGCCAGCAGUGCCUCCGCCGAAGCCUCUUCUCCGGCAAGGGCUCCUCGCGCGUCUCCCAGGACUUUGACCUGAACAAGCUCAAUUCGCAGCGCCGCGACUAUGAGCGCCAUCGCACAAUCUUCCUCGCCGCCGGAGCCACCGCCGGCAUCAUCUCGUUCGUCUACACUGCGUGGAAGCUGAAAAACGCCCUUGCGGAACAGAAAGACAAGCAAAAGGCAAAGGUGGCAGUGAAAUGCGACGCCCCGCCGAUUCCCACAGAGACGUUCAAGACCGAGGCCGGAGAGAAGAGGAAAAUCGUCGUGCAUGACGAAGACGGAAACGUCAUUGUCCCUACGGGCAACAGCGUCGUCCCUGCGUUUCCAAGGACAAUCGACGUCAAGCUGCCGACGGCGAGGGAGGACACUUCGAUUGCGGCGAGCAUCUCGGACAAGCACGGAAGCGAAUACACUCUGGUGGGCUUGGGCGUGCGCACGGUGACGUUUAUCGGCAUCCAGGUCUACAUGGUGGGAUUCUACGUGGCGACGCAGGAUAUUGCGAAGCUGCAGAAGUACCUGGUCAAGAAGAUCAACCCGGGCGCCACGACACUGAUACCCGCCGAAAAGGAUGCCUUGCGAAAGGCCCUCAAGGAUGUGGCAGAGGGUGAGGAGACGUGGGACACCCUCCUGAGGGAAGCCGAGUGCCGCAGCGUGAUGCGCAUCAUCCCGGUGCGAGAUACCGAUUUCCACCACCUCCGCGACGGAUUCGUUCGAUCCAUUGCCGCGCGAUCUCAGCGUGACAAGGCUUACAACGACGAGUCCUUUGGUGUCGCCAUGAAGGACUUCAAGGCGCUCUUCAACCGAGGCUCGGUGCCGAAGAAGCAGGAGCUGCUCCUGUGCCGCGACGAAAAGGGCGUGCUGUCCGUCAUGUUCAACUCGGGCCGAGGCAAGGAUCCCAAGCGGGAGGUCAUGGGCACGGUGGAGGACGAGAGGCUGUCGCGGCUGCUCUGGCUCAACUAUCUGGCCGGCAGCAAGGUGGCGUCGGAGCCGGCGCGGGAGAGCAUCAUCGAGGGCGUCAUGGAGUUUGUGGAGAGGCCGGUGGGAACGGUUGCGACGCAAGUCGUGUAG